Messenger RNA from Astyanax mexicanus (Mexican tetra), 4110 nucleotides. It is a transcript of the gene dvl2, whose product is annotated as dishevelled segment polarity protein 2. Gene Ontology annotation, biological process: intracellular signal transduction; canonical Wnt signaling pathway. Gene Ontology annotation, molecular function: frizzled binding. The record is from RefSeq and is a predicted model, not a curated record. Lineage: Eukaryota; Metazoa; Chordata; Actinopteri; Characiformes; Acestrorhamphidae. Gene Ontology annotation, cellular component: cytosol. The transcript has 15 exons. Bases 498 to 2756 code for a protein of 752 amino acids.
ACGCGCCGCGUUGGCCUUCACUGGAGAGGAGUUUGAAACUCCGCCGUGUUGUUGUUGGAGGAAAAGCAGCGGCUGCAGGAGAGCAGAGAGAGCAGAGCUGAGCUGAGUGCGGGUGUGAUUUGUGCAGCCGGGCGCUUUUUUAAGGGUUUAGCUGAUUGUUUUGAGUUAGUUUAGGAGGAGAAAGGGAAAUGUUGGGGAUAUAGAGGCAGUGGAGGUGGGCUGGGGGCCGUUGGAGCUUUUUUUUGUUGGUUAAAAGUUUAUGCUCGCUUGCUUGGAAACGCUGGGUAAAGUUAGCCUGAGACUCCAGUCUGCUCCAGUCGACCCCCUCCACCACCUCCUCCCUCCUCCCUCCUCCUCCUCCUUCUUCUCCUCCUCCUCCUCUUCUUCUCGUUAGCUGGGCUACCCCUAGCGUUAGCCAGUUAGCUAGCUAACCUAGCUAGCCUCCCAGCCUCUUCCAUAGUUUAGAGGAUCCAGAGGGGGAAAGUAGAGGAGAAAGAAUGGCGGAGACUAAAAUAAUUUAUCACAUCGAUGAAGAGGAGACGCCGUACUUGGUGAAGAUUCCCAUACCGGCGGAGAAAAUCACUCUGCUGGAUUUUAAACAGGUCCUAAACAAGCCGAACUACAAAUUCUUCUUCAAGUCUAUGGAUCAGGACUUCGGAGUGGUCAAGGAAGAGAUUUCUGAUGACAGUGCCAAGCUUCCCUGCUUCAAUGGUCGAGUGGUUUCAUGGCUGGUAUCCUCAGAUGUUCCUGCAGCAGAACCUGCACCGCCUCCUCCAGUGGAGGUCCGGCCUCAGCCCUCCCCACCUCCUCCACCUCUGCCUCCGCCUCCAGCAGAGCGGACUGGGGGCAUUGGGGAUUCCAGACCCCCCUCAUUCCAUCCCAAUGCUGCAGGCAGUGUGGAGACGCUGGACGAGCAGACAGAGACCGAGUCUGUUGUUUCCUUCAGGAGGGAGAGGCCUCGACACCGAGAGAACAUGGAGCCACAUGUCGGGCCUCGGAUGAACGGUCCCUCCCGUCUUGAGAGACAUUUGGCUGGUUAUGAAAGUGCAACCACAGUAAUGAGCAGUGAGCUGGACACCACCAGCUUCUGUGAUUCAGAUGAUGAUGACACCAUGAGCAGAUUCAGUAGUUCCACUGAGCAGAGCACUGCCUCUCGGUUGCUGAAGCGCCACCGCCGACGCAGGAAACAGCGCCCCCCGAGACUAGAGAGGGCUUCAUCUUUCAGUAGUGUGACUGACUCAACUAUGUCUUUAAACAUCAUCACAGUCACUCUGAAUAUGGAGAAGUAUAAUUUCCUGGGCAUCAGUAUCGUAGGGCAGAGUAAUGAGCGAGGGGAUGGAGGCAUCUAUAUCGGCUCCAUCAUGAAGGGAGGAGCAGUGGCAGCUGAUGGACGCAUUGAGCCCGGGGACAUGCUGCUUCAGGUGAAUGACAUUAAUUUUGAGAACAUGAGCAACGACGAUGCCGUUAGAGUACUGCGGGAGAUUGUCCAUAAACCAGGACCCAUUACGCUGACUGUGGCUAAAUGCUGGGACCCCUCACCUCAAGGCUACUUUACACUUCCACGCAAUGAGCCCAUCCGGCCGAUAGACCCAGCAGCUUGGGUCAGUCACUCAGUGGCUCUGACUGGGACUUACCCUCCUUACCCAGGAAGUACAAUUACAUCUAGCUCCUCUGUCACUGAGACUGAACGUUUUGAUGAGUUUAAUCUCUCUCUUCACUCUGAUAUGGCUUCAGUGGCAAAAGCUAUGGCUUCACCUGAGUCAGGCCUAGAGGUCAGAGACAGGAUGUGGCUCAAAAUCACCAUCCCUAAUGCCUUCCUAGGCUCAGACGUGGUUGAGUGGCUCUACCACCACAUCGAGGGCUUCCAGGACCGUCGGGAGGCUCGUAAAUAUGCCAGUAACCUGCUAAAGGCUGGCUUCAUCAGACACACGGUCAAUAAAAUCACCUUCUCUGAGCAGUGCUACUACAUUUUCGGAGAUUUCAGCGACUGUGAGAACUACAUGGCCAACCUGUCCCUCAACGAUAACGAUGGUUCCAGCGGUGCUUCAGACCAGGACACGUUGGCUCCUCUUCCAUUACCAGGAGCAACACCCUGGCCCCUGCUUCACUCUUUCCCAUAUCAGUACCCACACCCGUACUCUAGCCAACCUCCUCCCUACCACGAGCUCUCCAGCUACAGCUAUGCCCCCGGCAGCACCGGCAGCCAGCACAGCGAGGGGAGUCGGAGCAGCGGAUCCACUCGAAGUGAAGGUGAAAGGAGGAGGGGCAGUAAAAGUGGAGCUGGCAGCACGGUUGGUGGCAGUACCCGCGACGACAAAUCACCAAACGGAGGCGGGGCUGACUCACGCUCAGGCAGCGGCAGCGAAUCGGAAUACUCUGUGCGCAGCAGCCUGAGGCGGGACCAUGGCUCAGCCACACCCAGCGAGCACAGCCACGCCAGUCAGCGGUCACAUCAUCGGGCCCCGCCCCCUCACCUGGCUCCGUACCCACCUGGCAUUCCCAUUCCCUAUAACCCAAUGAUGGUAAUGAUGGUGCCACAACACCCGCAUGCACACCCAGCACUGGGAGCCCCCCACCCUCAGACAGCUCCCACAGCACUACACCCCGGCCUGCCUCCCCCAAACAAUCCAGGAGGACCUCCCGGAGCCCCCCCUACCCGUGACCUGGGGUCCGUCCCACCCGAGCUCACAGCCUCCAGGCAGUCCUUCCACCUGGCCAUGGGCAACCCCAGUGAGUUCUUCGUGGAUGUCAUGUAGGAGAAGGAAAGCUGUAUGCUGGGGAUAAGUCUAUGUGCAGGAUGAACGAGUGAAUGGACAUAUGAAUGAACGAGUGACACUUAUAUGUGACCUUUUAAUCAUAUAAUAACUGUGAGCCUCAGUCAGUAAGUGACUGAGAUUUAACAUUUGCCUUUGAUGCAGGAUAGCUCUUUAAAAGUUGUCUUCUAUCCUGGAUGGUAGGAACAGGGUUUCUGUAUAAAGCUGGAAGUCUCGCACGGGUCAGAUUUUAGCACAUCAGCAUAUCCAUAAUGCCUCACUGCUUUUGCUUUUAAACGAAGAAAUAAUCACCGUCUCCAAAUAUUUCCUGACAUUUCAUUCUACAGAUAUUUCACAAAUUAUGCAGGGCACACUGCGCUGUAACCAACAUAGGAAAUUCUUACAGGCGCCCUUCUGCCCUCUGAAAAUAUUUGUCUUGACAUACUGCCAGACGCAAGCUCUGAUCACAGACGGCGUGUGUGUGGGAUCAUUAGAGUUUCUGCACAGCUGGCAGAGAGAUAUGCACACUUUUUAAAUUACACAGAUUAAUAAAAUCAUGUUUUUUCCAUUAAGACACUGAUAGGCUUUCAUAGAGUAACUAAAGCAGUAAGCUGGCAAGUAAAAACAAAAAAAACACAUGGUUGCAAGAGAUUUGUAAUGUUAAACUUAGGUAAACAACUUCACAAGCAAACACCAAACAUCACCAGGUCUAUAAAGGGUCCUGGACAUUUGAAAUAAGGCAGCUAUGAAAUGGCGUUAGUGGCAUUUUCUCGAAUCCCUGCAACCAUGCUCUCCCAAAGCUGAGAACAUUAACUGAAGACUUAAAGCUGCCUAACAUAGCCUAGUUAUGAAGGUCUGUUCUUGUAUAAUACAACUUUAUUCAAUGUGUAAAAUGCAGUAAUAAUUUGUGGUCAUAUUCUAAUGUGAAAACAGGGUUUGGUGAAUAGGACUAUGAACUUUUGUUCUCCACUCUGGUCAUUUCUAAGAGCAUGUGGGCUAAAGCCUACUGUAAUCAUGAACACAGAAGUACACUACAGAAGUCUAAGUAUGUUGGUAGACUAGAAUUGUGGUACGAGCAGUGGGUACUCCUAAGAGAGAGAAAAUUAACACCAAAAAUGGUACUUGUGCUGGGUAGAGUGAACUGUUUUUAUUAUCCAGAUAUUUCACCUUUCUAGUCAUGUUUUUUUUUAAGUCUGACAAACAUAACCAUUUUGUAUGAAUGAAUAUAUAGAUAUAAUCAAACCAUAAAGGUGCUAAAUGAAGAUGUUGCGUCUCAAUACAGUGCCACUUUUGAGUGCCAUUAUGUUGUCACUUUUGUGUUUCUUACUCAAAAUAAAUUUGUAAUAGAAGAAACUGC